Messenger RNA from Lactuca sativa (garden lettuce), 1587 nucleotides. RefSeq names its product coiled-coil protein. The record is from RefSeq and is a predicted model, not a curated record. NCBI's taxonomy places the organism in Eukaryota, Viridiplantae, Streptophyta, Magnoliopsida, Asterales, Asteraceae. Gene Ontology annotation, molecular function: cullin family protein binding. Gene Ontology annotation, biological process: positive regulation of ubiquitin-dependent protein catabolic process.
AAUCGUAAAAACAAUGUAGUUGGGCAAAUAGGUCAGAAUAAGUCAAUAACAUAGAGUGAUGAUGGAAACAAGAUGAUUCCUGGAUUGUUGAGUGUGUAAUCGUAAUCUGCCUCUGAGUGGAGAGAUAUGGAAGAAUCGCAAGAGAUUUUGUUGAAAUCGCUGGCGAACGCUGGGGUUGCGAUUCCGCGGGAGGCUUUGUCAGUUGGAGAUCUAACACCGGAAGCGUUGGUGUCGAUCUGUGCUCAUUCUCUUCGUAUAAUUUCGAGCUCGGAAUCCUUUCCGAUCACUUUGCCGGAUUCUAUGGUCGAUCGUUUUAAAAUCUGCACCGAUCUUGCCUCAUCCGUCAAAGACCUAGGUUACAUCGGCGACAUGAGCUUCCAUAAGUUCCUGUAUCCAUCCGAAGAAGACAUGUAUAGGUUGAUAAGAUUUUUGGUUGGGAAGCUCUCUGAAUCAUCUACAACUGCAGUAUUAUUAAACACAAAGGAUAAUAAUGCAAAAGCAAUGAUAAAUGAUGAAAAAUCAGAAAGAUCAUCCAAUGAUGAGGAACAAGAUUUGCAUACCAAAUUCGAAGGCGUAAAACUGAGAACUGAAGAAGCGGUGUCAAAUUCAAUUCAGUAUCCUGAAGAAGAUUUUGGAGCUCAUGAUUUGUUGAAAGCAGCAGUGGAAAUGGCUUGUGAUGAACAACACAUCGAUUCACACAUUACACAGCUAAAUGAGCAAAUAGACGCCAGGAAAAACAAUCUUGCAAAACUGGAGUCAAAAUGGAAAGCCAUCAUAAAGCCUUUAGAAGAUAAAAAAAGAAAUCUUGAAGAAGCACUAUGUGCAAAUCAGCCAGAGUCUCAAGACCUGGAGUCCAUAUUGUUUGAAACAAAGCAGAGGGAAGAGGAAAUUUCCAAGGUGUCAAGAGAAGUUGAGAAAGUAGCGAAAUUGGCAACAAGGAGAUCUUACAUUGAACGGAUAAAAGAGAUCACAAAAAACAGCAGGAAACAGGAGAUUGACAUAGAACGGAUCUUAAAAGAGACCCGAGAGCUUCAGUUGGAAAGUAACAUCAUUCAAGAACGCCUGCAUCGAACUUACGCUGUGGUGGAUGAGACACUACUCAGUUGUUUUUGUAGGGAAGCAAAGAAGGAUCAAGUGGGGGAAGAAGCACACAUUUUGGUGACAGGUAUCCAUGAGAGUUUUGAAGAAAUAUCUGAAAAGAUCCUUGCAACUGACAGAGCUCGUAGAGAAAUGACAGACCUUGAAACUAAGCUUUCGAGUAUUGCUUCACGAACUUUAAAUAUCGACAAACUACAGGCAGAUCUUGAUGCCUUAAGGAAAGAAAACAACUACCUUCAAUCUCUCUGUAUCUCCCCCUCGCUUCAGUAGUAAUCUUAAAUCUUCAAACCUCCUUAAUCUACUUUUUUCAACACUAUUCUCAUCAAUUCUAUAUCACUUUAGUUCCCUUUCUGGUACCCCAUUUAUUGCCUUUUUCAUCUACUAUUCGUGAUCAUAGAUGCAAAAGUUACACAUUCAACCUUGUUUUAAAGAAUAAUAUAUAAUCAAAAUUAUGAAGAGCUUUGUAAAUUCACAAGCAAACUUAUAUUA